GGUAUGUUUAUGUUUUUAUUUUCUACGUCAUAGUUUUAUCUGGCAAUGCCCAGUGAGUGUCAAGAUUUUUAAGCGGGUAUUUGAUUUUGAACAAUUUGAGAAAAAUGUGCGAAAAGAGGAAGGAUUGCGCUAGACAAUAUGUUGUUGAAGAAAAUAUUUGGAAAUCUUCAUCUUCUAGUGCUUCGGAAAAAGCAGCUGCAUGGCGACGACAGCUUAUUUUAUUGGGAGACCCAGAACAUAAUUUGCCAAAAUCUGAAGUUUACGCACUGUUACAACAACAUCAUACUCGUUUGAAUUCUAACACCUUAGACGAAUAUAAGAAGCAACGCGUGGAUUCGGUAAAAUCGCUUUUGAAAAAGAAUAAUCACCUGCCCCUAUCCAUGGCUUCUAAAAAAGAUAAUUACGUAUUUGAAGACUCAGAUUUUGAGCCUUCAUGUAGUGGUGUUUAUGAAAGUUGUAAAAGAAUGGAAAUAACUGACGAUGAUUUAAGGCAUUUGCAAGAUACAAAUUACCGAGGAAAACUUGAAAAACUCGGUAAUGUGACUGCAGACGUAUAUCCGAGUACAUCAAGAUUUGUACAUCAACAGAAACAAUCUAAAUUGAUUGAAAGUGUUGAGAGAACGAAUAAUACAAUUACAAAAGAAUCCCUAAGCUGCGAAAAAGCAAAAAGUAAUGGACCAACUAUUGGAGGAAACCAAUUUCGAACAGCGAGGGAAAUACUAUUGACUAAAACCAUUCAAAAAUCAAAUACUAGUGGCAGUGGCGACAAUGAUUUAAAGGGUGUGCUAAAUACUGCUAAGAAAGCAGAAGUACCAAUAUAUUUUAAUUAUGGCAUAACAAAAAAGGUUUUGGGCUCUCGUAGGACAAUAAAGUCCGGGUUUGUUUCACCAAUAACAAAGGACAGUACAUUUGCCAUGGAUUCAUCACCACAUAAUACCCAAUCACCACCAUUAAAUUUAACCUCUGAAGAUACUGAUGAGAGACUUAAAAAUAUAGAUCCUAAAAUGGUUGAUCUAAUUAAAAAUGAAAUAAUGUACAAAUAUAAGCCCAUGGAUUGGGAUAAUAUCGCUGGCUUAGAUUACGUAAAAUCGAUUAUUAAAGAAGCUGUAGUAUACCCCUUACUGCGGCCUGAUAUAUUUACUGGUUUACGUCGUCCUCCUCGUGGUAUUUUGCUAUUUGGACCCCCAGGCACGGGAAAAACGCUUAUUGGUAAAUGCAUCGCUUCUCAAUCUCAGUCAACAUUUUUUAGUAUUAGCUCGUCUGCUUUGACAUCAAAAUGGGUUGGUGAGGGGGAAAAAAUGGUAAGAGCACUAUUUGCUGUAGCUGCUGUUUAUCAACCGUCGGUGGUUUUUAUCGAUGAAGUUGAUUCUCUUUUAUCAAAACGCUCAGAGUCUGAACAUGAUAGCUCACGUAAAUUAAAAAACGAGUUUUUGGUGCAAUUGGAUGGUGCUGCAACAAGUGAGGAAGAUCGUGUGCUUAUUGUAGGCGCUACUAAUAGGCCACAGGAGUUAGAUGAUGCUGCACGAAGGCGCUUUGCCAGACGUUUAUACAUUCCUCUUCCCGAAAUAAGUGCUCGAAUACAAAUUCUAAAAAAUCUGUUGGGAACUGUAUGUAAUGAUUUAGAUGAAAAUAAUAUACAGGAAGUUGGAAAUCAAACUAAGGGUUACUCUGGUGCAGACAUGGAUAUUCUUUGCCGUGAAGCUUCCAUGGAACCAUUGCGUUCAAUACCACCUGAUCAGAUUCCCCAUAUAGUAAAAGAUAAGGUACGCCCAGUAAAUAUCGACGAUUUUAUGUCAGCUUUACAAAGUGUACGACCGAGCGUGUCGAAAGAUGACUUAGCUCAAUAUGUAGAAUGGAAUAGAGAAUAUGGCGCAUUGCGACAAUUGAAAUAACAAGUUUGGCUCUCUGGUUGACUAAGUUAUUACAGUAAAUGAUGUGUAAAUAAACACAUAUACAUACAUAUUCACUACUUGCAAGUGCAAAAA
Molecule: messenger RNA, 1985 nt
Organism: Bactrocera oleae (olive fruit fly)
Lineage: Eukaryota; Metazoa; Arthropoda; Insecta; Diptera; Tephritidae
Gene: Fign
Product: Fidgetin
Molecular function (GO): microtubule severing ATPase activity; ATP hydrolysis activity; ATP binding
Source: RefSeq, a predicted model, not a curated record